Messenger RNA from Amaranthus tricolor (Joseph's coat), 805 nucleotides. RefSeq names its product auxin-responsive protein SAUR78. The record is from RefSeq and is a predicted model, not a curated record. NCBI's taxonomy places the organism in Eukaryota, Viridiplantae, Streptophyta, Magnoliopsida, Caryophyllales, Amaranthaceae. Bases 106 to 480 code for a protein of 124 amino acids. The transcript has a single exon. Gene Ontology annotation, biological process: response to auxin.
UCCUUCUCCUCUUACAUCACCACCAUUAAUUCCAAACAUUUUAAUUCCUCUUCUCCUUUUCUCUCUUCAAUACAAUCCUUUAAUUCUUACAAAAAUAUCAAAAUUAUGGCUAAGGCUGGGAAACUAACUAAGCUAAGAUCAGCAUUAAAAAAAAUGAAUUCUUUUGGUAAGCUGCGACGCGAGAGCAGCAUAAGCUCUGUACCUUCACCCUCUGAUGACUGCCAUGUGUCAUCAUCUCAUAAACUUGGGUUACUUCAUACUGUUUACGUUGGGAAAUCUCUUCGUCGGUAUCAGGUUACAUCAGAUGUGCUUGAUCAUCCUGUGAUUCAAGAGCUUGUUGAUAAAUCUGACGGCAGUGAUGAUGAGACUACAGUUAUUGGUUGCGAGGUUGUUUUAUUUGAACAUUUGCUUUGGAUGUUGCAGAAUUCUGACUCUCAAUCUGAGUCUCUUGAAGAUUUAGUUAGUUUUUAUGCUUAUUAAAAAUAUAUUUUUCUAUUUUUUAUAUUUUUUUGAAAGAAAUUAAAUUAAAAUCCCAUUAAUGGGUUUUUUUUAGAUUUUAGGAUGAAUGUUAGAUACUAUCAAUUAAUAUAUUUCGCUCAUAAAAGCUAUAAUCUAAAUUUGAGGAUGGUUAAGUGACAAACAACCAUAUUCUUGUGUGAUAAAGAGGCUGCGGUCACUAAAACCCGACUCAAAUAUUUGAUACUAUAUUAGAUUAUUUGAUUAAUCUAAUAUAUCUAUCAAUGUAUAUUGUAUUAUAUAAUAUAUUAUAUAUUUAAACAUCAACUCUUGCUUGAUGAAUUCUUUU